GUGGAGCUACCGGCUGGCCACGUCCACCAUUCUAGACAAUUCGGGUAUCGGUUUAUUGCUACCCCAAUGAAAAAUGUCUGGCUCCGCCACUGUCUAGGACGUUUCGACUGUGCUGUAGUUCGAGGUCGGCUUUGACAAUACCUCAGUCCAACUUUAGAUCAGUUUGCUAAAGUACGCUAAUGAUGUCAUAGCGUAGUGGAGGUGUCCGGAAGUCACUCCCCAGCCUCUUUAUUCAACCUGUUUGGCGGACUCGCCAUGCAAUAAAAGUCUCUAAGUACGCAUCACGUUGUGGACACUUUGAUGAACUGUACGGACCGCGACGAGCUUUCUGACGGAAGAGGAAUGGACUGGGGACACGCACACGAACCGUGGACAAGAUCAUGCCAGGAGUGAUGCCGCCUGCCUUCCUGUUGUGUCUUCCACCCUGCUCACUGCAAGCAUCAUGCAAAGAGACAAUGAUGGACUGGACAAGUCUAUUUAUAGCCAGCCUUUCGGACAACACUCGCCCCUCGUUUCGAGCUGUGUGGACUGAGUGGACAUCCGCCGUGGCUCGUCUGUGCACAUGUGAUCAUGACCGAGAGAGAGAAGAGAGAGGAGAGUCGAGAGUGGAUUAAUCCAUAGGAGGAAGAUGGGAGGCUGAGUGUGAUAAGAAGCAGCAGGGACGGACGGGGAUGCAGGAUUCAGCAGCUUCUCUCCUGCUUCGAAUGGGAGCCAGGAUACUUCCAGGUGUAGGAAGAGGGCUGCUGAAGGCUGUCCCGUCUAGCUGGGAGGCACACUGGAACACUGUCCUGAAUCAUGGACUGAUGAUGCAGGAUGAUGCUUAACAAGCACCUCCGCUCUUAACAUCUUCCAGGUCAAGCGAUGAUGCGUGGCUUGUCAAAGUGGUUGCUUAUAGUCAGCAUCUCCACCAAAGCAUGAUGCCGCUCUCCAAAAUGGACCCCAAACGGCAAUACAACGACCUCCCAAAUCCCACAAGACGACUUCCUUCCUGUUCCUCAUCCUCUGGGUCAUCAGGUACCACAGAGUUGCUUCUGAGAGGUCCAGCUCUGAAAAACCUUGUACACCAAAGUUCUAGCCUAUAUUCCCAAAGGAGCCCGGCAGUGAUGGAACGGACUGAUGGAACUAGCUCAGCGUACAACAGUCCUCGUAUUCCAAAGAGAGAAACUCCCCGCUCCAAAGACACGUUGGACCUCCACACAGGCACUCUGACCCAACGGGCCCUUCGAGAUCUUCAGCUAAGAAGAAACACCAACAAGAAUUGGACCUUUGGGAAAUAUCGUCAGAGGAACGUUGACAAUGCCGACAGCGCAGAAAAAGCAGUCUUGUCCCGGCAACAGUCUGGGAGAGGACAUCUUUAUACUAAAGGGCGCAACAGAAAUGUGGUGUCUUUGGAUGGAAUCAGGGGCUUCCCACCAGAGGUGAGGAUCAUCUCCAAUCAGGACCACAGUGCUUCCAGAAUAAAGAUUAGUGAGCCAGGAAGAGUAACCAUGGCAGCUGUUGCUCCCUUCAGGUUCAGGUAUAAGGCUCAGGAGGACCAAGAGGCCACGCUGGAGGACCUGAGUGACUGUUCCUCUGAUUCCAUGGAGGUCUGCUGUGAUGAUCUCGACCCCGAGUCACAGAGGAAGCGCACGGUGCAGAAUGUCCUUGACCUCCGCCAGAAUUUGGAAGACACAAUGUCAAGUCUGCGGGGCUCUCAGCUCAGCCACAGCUGUUUGGAAAGCAGCAAUGUGGGCUACGACAGUGACGAGACCAACGCUCGUAGCAUGUCCAGCCUAUCCAACCGCUCCUCGCCUCUGUCAUGGCGCCAUGGCCAAUCCAGCCCUCGCCUCCAGGCGGGCGACGCCCCGUCCUCCACGGCAGGAGGAUACCAGGGGGUCAAGACUGCCUCCCAGUAUGCAGCCCAAACCAUGCCGGCUCGCUGCUCGAGUCACCUCAGCAGCACGUCACGUAUCGAGCUGCUAGAUGGGCUUGAGGACGCCGACCUCAAGUCCGGCUACCUGAGCGACAGUGACCUGUUAGGAAAGAGCCUCCCGGAUGACGAGGACAACCUCACCAAUGGCUGGGAUGAAAGCAGCUCCAUCAGCAGUGGUCUCAGCGACGGCGAAGCCGAAGGCUCAGACAAUCUCAGCUCAGAGGAGUUCAACGCCAGCUCGUCCCUCAACUCCCUCCCAAACACGCCGCUGGGAUCCAGACGCAACUCCUCAGUUAUGCUCCGCACGGAUGCGGAGAAGCGCUCCCUGGUGGAGAGCGGACUCUCCUGGUACAACGAAGAUGGCAAAGUCGGUCACAAGCUGGACGCCGGCAGCUUUGACACGGGAAGUCUCAAAAUGGAAGCACCGAGCAAGUGGAGGAAAAAGCCCCCGAGCCUGAGUGAGGACCUGGGCGUCAAGGGGGAACUGAGGAAACCUCAAAGUUUGGGUGCGCCGGGGAGCUUUAAGAAGAGUCGGAAUCCUCCAGUGGGUGUGACCUCCCCUAUCACCCACACAUCUCAGAGCAUGCUGAAAGUGGCAGUACCAAAGAGUGAGAAACCACAGGAUAAAUCCAAGAUUUCCAUCAAGACUGCUGGUCUCCAAAGGUCACGCUCCGAUGCAGGCCGGGAUCAUCACAUGACGGAGCCCCGUAAGCCCCCUUCUGGUCUGGUCAAACCCACGACUGGAGCCUCUUUUGGCUACAAGAAGCCACCCACUGCCACUGGUACUGCCACAGUGCUGACAGCAGGGGGCGCCACCAUCUCCAGUGGCUCUGCAACUGUGGGGAAACCUCCCAAGUCCACAGCAAUCCCAGUGAAGCCCGUGGGGGGCCGCAAGAAUAGCUUUGAUGCCAGCAGCGAGCAGAGCUUCCUGGGGCCAAAUGCCCGAAACAGCAUCCAGUACCGCAGCCUGCCUCGCCCUGCCAAGUCCAGCACACUCAGUGUGAUUGGUCGCCCAACAUCCCGACCUGUCAGUGGCACCAUAGAUCCAAGUCUGUUGAGUCUAAAACCUGUCAGCAUGGCCUCAGCAAACCCAAGAGUGAAAGAACCCUCCAGUUUCAGCAGUAAAAUAUCAAAUCGGACAUUCACUGGCCCAGUGAACCAGACAGACAGAGAGAAGGAAAAGGCGAAGGCCAAAGCUGUGUGCGCUGACAUGGACGGUGGCUCUGUGAAAGGAGAUGAGGUUGUGUCUGAGUCCUCACGAGAGUCUGUGGUGAAACCGCACGGCCUAAGACGGACCAGCAGCAGCAAAUAUCCCGAACUGUCUUCACCCACCACACCGAGGAUGUUGGCCAAGUCUCUGGGUCGUCCACCCAGUUUGGCACAUCUAGACAAGGUGAACUCCAACAGUCUCGACUCCUGCGUAACCAUUCAGGAUCUCCCUCCCAAAGUCCCUCCUUACUCCAGGCUCCAGGACCUGGCUGGCUCCCACUCUGCAGCCCGUCUGACCCCGAGCCCGGCGCCUGUGCUCCACAUCGACUCCCAUGGCUCGUACACCAACGGGAGCCUGGGUGGUUCACCUCUGCUCUACCCCAAACUGUCAACUAUGCACCGCAGCAUGGAGUCGCUGCCCCUCCAAAUGAGUGUGCCCUCUUCUGCCAGGUUUAGCACCACAGAGUCGCAGAAUCAGGAAAGGGGUGCAGGGACAUGGGGCACUGGGAGCAGGACAUCCCUCAACCUUUUCGAAGGGCUGCAAACAGACAGGAACACUUUGCCAAAGAAAGGCUUGGAACGCUGCGGCUCGAGCCUGUCGGACAGUGACGGAAUAAAACCAGGAAGACGGCACUCCCACAAUGUAGUCAGCAUGACUGAGAGUGACAGCCCACCUCAGCUGCCUUCGCCCACCCGCCCACUCCACCUCUUGUCCAAAGCCCCUCUCACCAACGUGGUUGCACCAAUUUCUUCAGGCACUCCGAGGAUAUCACGCUCUAACAGCAUUGGGCCUCCCAGUGACUCCGCCUGUGAGCUGUUUGGAUCCUCUCCCCUUGGCAGCAGCAUGUCCCUGGCUGAAAGGCCCAAAAGCAUGAUGAGGUCUGGGUCGUUCCGUGAACCUACAGAUGACGUGCACGGUUCUGUACUCUCUCUGGCUUCCAAUGCUUCUUCCAACUAUUCGAAUGAGGAGAGAAUACAAGGAGAGCAAAUCCGCAAACUCCGACGUGAGCUGGAAUCCUCGCAGGAAAAAGUGGCCGACUUGACCAUGCAGCUUUCUGCUAACUUAGGCCAGGCUAAUCUGGUAGCAGCUUUUGAACAGAGUCUGGCACUGAUGACAGCUCGUCUUCAGACCUUGUCUGUGUCCUCUGAGCAAAAGGAUUCUGAACUGAAUGAUCUGAGGGAAACCAUUGAGAUUCUAAAGACUAAAAACACAGAAGCCCAGGAAAUCAUUCACGGGGCUCUCAAUAAUUCUGAAAUUGCAUCUAAAGAACUGCAGAUCAAUCGUCAAAACUCGUCCGAAAGCAUCUCGAGCCUCACCAGCACCACCAGCCACUCGAGUAUGGGCAGCCUGAAGGAACAGGAGGCCAAGAAGAAGAAGAAGAAGAGCUGGUUACGCAGCUCCUUCAACAAGGCCUUCAGUAAGAAGGGCUCUAAGGGACCCUAUGCCGACAUUGAGGAAAUCGCCACACCGGAGUCAUCCGCCCCGUCAUCACCCAAAGUCCACCGUGAUGGAGAUAACCCUCCACCAUCAUCUAUGAAAGCCUCAGCCUCUGCAUCAUCAUCUGGGCUAUGUGAGGGGGGCCAGGCAGGGGAUGACAGGGUUGUGUCGGACCUUCGCUCGGAACUCUGGGAAAAGGAGAGGAAACUGACUGACAUCCGCCUGGAGGCUUUAACCUCUGCCCAUCAACUGGAGCAGCUGCAGGAAACCAUGACCAACAUGCAGAGGACAGUGGAAAAUCUAAAGGUAGAGAACGACCAACUGAGGACAAGUGGCAUGUCCCCCUGUCCUUCUCCUGGACCCUCCAGUUCCAUCUCCCAGUCCUCGGGUCUCACUUCUCUCUGCAAUUCAUCACCACGGCAGUCAGUAGCGGUGGCUAAAGGUUACAGCAGAAGGCUGAGUGAUGGAACCAGCACAGGUAUAUCAGAUUCCACCGAUUACGCAAGCCAGUCAUCGCAGAGAGAUGACCACCGUGUCAGGGUGGUGGUUUCCAUCGUGGAUUUACACGUCUUUAAAGAUGAGGUCAAACAGUCGGAUUUGUUCAUCGGCACCGUCAGAGUGAACGGUAGGAUGGACUGGCCCAUGCUGGACUCAGCCGUCAGCCAGGCCUUUAAGGUCUACAUUGCCAAAGUGGACCCCACCGCUAGUCUUGGCCUGUCCACAGACUCCAUCUUCAGUUACAGUAUGGGCCAUAUCAAGAGGGUUCUUGGAGGAGAGGCUCCAGAGACGCAGCCCUCCCGCUGCAUGUCCCGAGGGCCCACUGGUAUCACUGUGGCUCUGAAAGGCUUGAAGGAGAAGUGCGUGGACAGCCUCGUCUUUGAGACCCUCAUACCCAAACAGAUGAUGCAACACUACAUUAGCCUGCUACUCAAACACCGCAGACUCAUCCUAUCUGGACCGAGCGGAACGGGUAAGACCUACCUCGCCUCCCGUCUGGCCGAGUACCUGGUGGAUCGCAGCGCCCGCGAAGUCUCUGAUGGCAUCGUGGUGACCUUCAACAUGCAUCGUCAGUCGUGCAAGGAUCUGCAGCUGUAUCUCUCCAACUUGGCCAAUCAAAUCGAUCGAGAAACCAGCUCCUCUGAAAACCCCCUGGUCAUUAUUGUGGACGACAUUCAUGACCCAGCUGCAGUCAGUGAACUUGUCAAUGGGGCGCUCACUUGCAAAUAUCACAAAUGUCCAUACAUCAUCGGAACAAGCAAUCAGCCAGUGAAGAUGACUGCAAACCACAGCCUGCACCUCAGCUUCAGGAUGGUGACCUUCUCCAACAAUGUGGAGCCAGCUAACGGCUUCCUGGUGCGAUACCUGCACAGAAAGUUGAUGGAGUCUGAGGACGAGAGGAGCUUGACCAAUGACGACUUGAUCCAGGUGCUGGACUGGGUUCCCAAACUAUGGUAUCAUCUGCACACCUUCCUGGAGAAGCACAGCACAUCUGACUUUCUCAUUGGACCCUGCUUCUUCCUGUCCUGUCCUGUCACAGUAGAUGAGUUUCGAUCAUGGUUCAUUGACCUAUGGAACCAUUCUAUUAUUCCCUACUUGCAAGAAGGAGCCAAGGAUGGCAUCAAGCUCCACGGCCAGAAAGCGGUAUGGGAGGACCCCGUAGAGUGGGUGAGGGGCACUCUGCCUUGGCCUUCUGCUCAGCAGGACCAGGCAAAGCUGUUCCAUCUUCCUCCUCCGAGCAUUGGCUCUAGCAGUCCUGGUCAGUCCGGCGAGGAGAAGUCUUACAAGGAAACUACACCAAGCUCUGUGGACUCUGACCCGCUGAUGGCAAUGCUUCUGAAGCUUCAAGAGGCUGCCAAUUACAUUGAAUCCCCAGACAAAGACGAGCCCAGCCUGUCGAGACUGUGAACAAGCUCACACUUUAAACUCAGCACUUCAUAUCAUAAACUUUCUAGUCAUUAUUACUUGUCUGCUGUACUGUACAUUCAGGAACCUUAAGAAAUGGUUGUAGGGUGAUUUUAAAGUGUCAUUCCUUCACUGGAAGGUCAUGCAGUAUUUCCAAGAAGGCAUAGAGCAAUUGAAAUAUAUAUAUAUAUUGUAGUAGAUUCACUGCAGGGCCCCUUUACCACCUCGUUGUCCUCAGUACUCUUCUUAGAUUGGUGCUAAUAGUUCAAGAUUAAACACUUCAGGUGAAACAGUGCAUCAUGGAAUACGUUGUGCUUGUCCACUGAAGCUGUUCUCACACACAGUAGAGUGACUGCUGCUGGGAAAAAAAGAAAGAAAAAAAAAAAAAAAAAAGAGUAUGACAGCAGGAAGUCGCUGAAGUUUGUCCGUCUCUAAAGCCAAAUGUUACACAUUAUGCAAUCCUCAACGUUCCAACCUGAGCAGGUAAAAAAAAAAUUAAAAAACAAGAUGCCUUAAAAACGAAAAGGUCAGCGUCACCAUGACUUCAGCAGCUCACACUGGUGCUUACAUCAUCUUAACUCUGUCCAUUAUCAGCUUAUCAGGUUUCAAUGACCUUUUUCUGCCAAUAUGGGUUUAUUACUUUGAACUCAUCCAUCAAGUCAUUCACAAACUGAAAGAUUGCUGUCAUACUCUUUUUGAACACACUUACUGGUGGUAUCAGCUAAUCACUGCUCACGAUUACUCUUCUAGCACUAGUUGCUGUACCUUGAAACACAUAAUUAUCACCGUUGCUGCCGUGUACACUAUACCAGGUAUUCUGACUGGAAUUUCUCCACUUGGGUGAUGAAGCAGUUUGAAUCCACUGGUUUGAAACCUGAUGCUAAAGGGGGACGAAGGAGUAUUAGGGCCACAUUGAUAAGAAAAAAGAAAAUCGCCACAGUUAGCUAGUUAAAUGGAAAAUCUGGCUCCUACAGUUGGGAACUAAAAUGGGAAAGUAUCAUUUACAAGUUUUAGUAGCUUAGCUAGUAAAGCAAGCAAGUAAUGUAAGUUACAAAAUCUGUGUAGUAAAGCUAGUUAGGACUGAUGGCUAGUGACAUUGUCAACUAGCUAGUAAAGCUGGAAAUUAAAGCAGGUUACAGGUUCGGCUACUACUUAGUGCUUUGCUGAAGUUGGUUGCUGAAGUAGCCAACGCUUAUGCUAACUGCUAACUGGUAAUGUGAGCUGUUAAGGAUAGGUUGUAGAGCUGCUAUCUGUUAUUAAUAUAUGUACAAACAUGUAGCAAAUUUGACCUUUUGAUGAGUGCCACUUUCUACGAUCAAAAAAAAAAGGCAGAACAUGUAAAAACAUGUAGCAAAUCUUACCGUUUGACGAGUGCCACUUUUUACAAUAUAUUUUUUUGGUUCUAUCGUUGUCCUGAUCAUUUUCCUCUUUGGAUUAUCAAGAAUGAAACUGUGGCAAACUAAAAGCCGAAGAUUUUCGCAAUAGCGCGUCCCUAAUAGUCGUUCAUAAAACACGGUUCUAGAAUGAUUGUGUACGUGAAAUCAGAUAACCAAACCAAAACAACUGAAUGAAGAGAAAACACUUGUGAAAGAGCCACUCAUAGCAGGAGCGUCUGACGAAGCUGCGUCACAAGAACAUAAAUAAAUAAUGCUCAUAAAAAGAUGUCUGAGUAGAAUGACUUUAAAGCUACCUACAGCCACUUCGCCAGGAGAAUCUUCAACAUCUACUGUAGGUGCAUAUGGUGCUUUUCAACAUUGUCACAAACUGUUUGUCGUAUUCAUGCAACAAUUCAGGGUAGCUUGGAGAAAUAGUUAAAAAAAAAAAAGUAUAGGUUUUUAGGGUACUUUUUUUAGGAUGUGGACGACAUUUAGAGACAGUGGCGUCAUGUGAGACAUCGUACGACAUAUAUGACCAUGCUGAUGCAUUCGAAGAGGAAAGCGGAUGACGAUGAUCAUAGGUGCUCCAUGUAGUUUCAUUUAAAACUUUUGAUAGUCAAACAUAAGUAAAGCAUAAAUGUGUCCCUAAAGGAGUAACAGGUGAUUUUGACUGUUAAAGGAUUGUGUACACGUUGUGGAAUGGACUCAUCAAAUGAACAAAGGUCCGAUCCCUUGAGCAACGACGACUCUUAAGUUAUCUUAAUAAGACUGAUUAAACGCUUGUUGCUUUGUUCCUGUGUGGCACUUUUUUUUUGCAAAUGAUGAAAUCAUACUUUUAAGUGAAUACAAAGAUGACUUUCAUAGUUAGUGCACAAAAAAUGUAAAUUCUUUUAAAAUUCAGGCAUAUUGCUUUUUUUUGCGAAUUAUCAACUCUCAUGAUUCAAAGUGGACGCAAAGAUGAGUUUCACGGUUAGGGCACAAAAAAAUGUGGAUUUCAAUUAUUGUAAAUAUGUCUGCCGCGUCCCUAAAAAAAAGAAAAAAAGAAAAAAUCCAAUCCAUGAUAUGAAGCGUGUCAUCUCAUUCAGUGAUUGUCGUGCUUGCAGUAGCUGUAACUUAGGUUUGCGUCAAAGUGUAUCAGAACUAUACAGCAACUUCUACUGGUGUUUGUCAGAAACUUCUCGUGUAGAUCAUGUUCCUGCGUGUUCCGUCGUUCUGACGGGAUCAAGUGGUGAGCCUUAAUGUUUGGGGUGUUGUCUUGGAAACAGGGUAAAAUGAAAAGACAUAGUCUGGAUGCAAUGACAGAAUGAAUAAUUCAUUAAUGGUCAUGACUAUCAUUUCAAAUUGAACAUUUCAUCCCCAAAACAGCAGAUGUAUUGAUUUUCAAUAACCUAGAAGCCAAUACAGGUUGCUGAAUAGUCAUAUUUUUUGAGAAACUUGUUAACUAAAGGGUAAAUGUAAAAAAAACCAACCCAAAAAACACAGAUGUUAUGAGAUCUUUGCACAUGUUAAGGGUUUUACUGUGUUGUAAAUGCAUGUAAACUUGUUGUGUGAUGACGAGUGACAUGAAUUGUCUAUUAGGAAGAUCAUUAAUGAUUUCCUUUUUUUAAAAUACCCAGAUAUUUGAUAUUUCUUCUUCUUUGUUUUCUAAAGACUCCUUUAUAAAAGGUUAAUUUCUCUAUUUUGUACAAGGCAUCAUUGUAAAGACUGUAAAUAUGGCAGCAUUCUGGAUGAAGCAACUGUCAGUGGAGAGGGUUCAGAGUCCAAUAAUACACAGCCAGGCUAACAAAAGUAUCAAGAUGGCCGCCAUCCAUACAUCAAUACAUCACUGUUUGAUGACGCUGAAGUUAGCUUCCGCCUCGCCAGCCUCCGAUUCCAUUUAAGGUGGUGUUAACCUAAUAUGCAGUGUGACUGUUGGUCCACCGAUUCCCGUUUUUUUUGUGACACUUCUCGAUGUGAAAACAUUUUCGGUAAGACGGUACGUUUGCCUGACACCCACUAUUGUUUUUGUGAAACUUUUAUUCUAUUUGUGAAAAUUCAGUUAAGGCACAUUUAUACGUUUUUUCAGCAUCUAGCCCAUAUUAGACCCGGAACUUCGAAAACCACCGGACCUAGACUUCUCAAAUCUGGACUGGAUUCAUCGACAGACCCUGAAGGGUUCAUAAAAACAGAGUUUCUGACUUGUGAAAAUCGUAUUCUAUUUGUGAAAAUGCAAUAAAGGUACAUUUCUCCGAGUUCGGCCUCUAGACCAUAGGAGACCAGAUGCUGUUCCAAAAAUGACUUUGUCUUCUCAAAUCUGGACUGGAUUAAUAUACAGCUUGUCAGACAGUGAAAUGAACAUGGGGUUUACUAGACAGACCACUGCUAUAAUCGCGGUGCCAACACAGAAAUACCAGCACGACAUGUAAGUAAACACGCAUAGAGCAACUACUACUAUGGGGAAUAAUAAACGACGACGAUAUGAAGUCGAAACACGUAACUUUAACCACUCCUUACAAAUCAAGUACUGCAAAGCAUACUGAGAGCUGGAAUCACUCUCAAUACUUGACGCAGUUCAGCCUCACCCAGACUCUACAUCCAGCGGCCCCCAGUUAAACUGAGUUUAAAUCGCUGGUCUAGGUCCAGCGGUUUUUGAAGUGGACCAGGUAUAUUGUGGUCACCUAUGCCAAAAAUACACGUGAAUGUGCCUUUAUUGCAUUUUCACAAAUAGAAUAAAGGUUUCACAAAUAAGAAACUGUUUUUUUUUUAGCUUUGGGGUCUGUAGAUUAAUUCAGUACAAAUUUGAGACGUGUAGGCACAGUGGUUUUCGAACAGCACCUGGUCUAUUAUGGUCUACAAGCUGAAAACAGAGAGAAAUGCACCUUUAUUGCAUUUUCACAAACAGAAUAAAAGUUUCCUAAUUAAAAAACUAUGAUUUUAACAACCUUCCAGUCCAGAUGUGAGAAGUCUAGGUCCAGUGAUUUCUAGCUGCUGAAAAAAACAUAAAUGUUCUCUUAUUGCAUUUUCACAAAUAGAAUAAAGGGUUCACAAAUCAGACACUAUGUUUCGAUGAACCUUCAGGGUUGCUAGAUUAAUCUAGUUAAGAUUUGUGAAGUCCAUAGGCACAGUGGUUUUCGAACUGGACCGGUUCUUAUAUGGUCCAGAUGCUGAAAAAACUGAGAAACGUGCCUUCAAAUAAAAGUUUCACAAAUACAAUAGUGAAUGUCAGAUAAAGGUAAUGUCUUACCUAAAACGCCGAAAAUGUUUUCACAAUAAGAAGUGUCACAAAAAACAGACCGUUAGGACAAAAAGGUCACACUGCACAUUAUGUUAAUUGCACCGUAAAUUUCCCGCAAGUGCUGAAUCGGAAGCUGGCGAAUCGGAAGCCAACUUCAGCAUCGUCACUGUUCGUUUAAAUCAAUAAAGUACAUGUUAUAUUUCAUCAAAUGCUCCUUGUCUUUCAUUUGAUGAUGUGCAGCAGUGAUAUAAGUACUGACUUAACAGAAAUGAACAAAAACUGCCAAGAAAAGCACUGAAGUAAAACUUGGAGGGAAAAGUGUCUAGCUAAAGAAGCUGGCUAAAGCUAUCUAGUAUGUAAACAGAAAAUCUGGCUAGUGCCGCUAUCAACUAUAGCACACUAAGAAAUGUGAGCAGAAAAGCUAGCUUAUAUUCCUGGCCAGUAAAGUAGGUAACUAAUCACUUAGUUUAAAAUAUGGGCAGAAAACCUACCUGCAUUAAUAUUGCUAGCUGAUAAAGAUGUCCAGCUAGCAAAACUGGUAAGUAAAGCCAGUUAUUCAAUUCAAAGUCAGUAGUAUCACCAACCAGUAAUGUUAACUUGCCAAAUCUGUGCCAAAGUAA
This is a messenger RNA of Dunckerocampus dactyliophorus (ringed pipefish), 11671 nucleotides long. It is a transcript of the gene nav1b, whose product is annotated as neuron navigator 1b. The record is from RefSeq and is a predicted model, not a curated record. Bases 915 to 6464 code for a protein of 1849 amino acids. The transcript has 34 exons. Gene Ontology annotation, biological process: neurogenesis; neuron migration; nervous system development. NCBI's taxonomy places the organism in Eukaryota, Metazoa, Chordata, Actinopteri, Syngnathiformes, Syngnathidae. Gene Ontology annotation, cellular component: microtubule cytoskeleton; axon initial segment. Gene Ontology annotation, molecular function: ATP binding; ATP hydrolysis activity.